AGAACAAUUGUACAAAAAAAAUUCACAUGGAAUCCGAGUCCUCUCUUUGCAUUCUUCCAAUUUAUCCAUAUCCUUUUCACAAAGUUCCAAUUUUUAUCACUUUUCAACUACACCCACAAAUAGAAAGCUUGAGAAAAUGGCAGAAUCUGAGGAAGAAAAUCAAGAGUUUCUACCUAAAACAAAAACAUCAUCAUUAGAGGAACAUGGUUGUUGUGCUAUGGAUUUUGAUUUGGAUUUGGAAACUUCAUGGCCUUUGGAUCACAUGUCCUUUGUCUCCAACCCUAUGUCACCUUUUCAGUUUUCCACCAUCUCUGACCAACCUUCAUCUCCUCUAUGGGCUUUUACUGAUGGAGAAGAUGAUAAGCAUGUUAAGCUUGCAGCUUCAGCUUUAUCUGAUUGCCACAAAAUCUUCUCUUCUGAUUCAAAUUCAAUAACCGAGAAGCCGGUGGAGAAUGAUGAAAACAAAAAACAUUUACCACCUCUUGUGCCACCAAUAGAAAAUUUGAAUGGAUAUUGUGCAAUCAAGGAAAAGAUGACACAAGCGCUCCGCUACUUCAAAGAGUGGACUGAACUGAAUGUUUUGGCUCAGGUUUGGGCACCUGUGAGAAACGGAAAUCGGUAUAUGCUUACAACUUCAGGUCAACCCUUCGUUCUUGAUGAUCCACAUAGUAAUGGACUCUGUCAGUAUAGAACGGUCUCCUUGAUGUACAUGUUUUCUGUGGAUGGAGAGAACGAUGGAACUCUCGGACUUCCUGGUCGAGUUUUUCAGCAGAAACUACCAGAAUGGUCUCCCAAUGUUCAGUACUAUACUAGUAAAGAGUAUCCACGCCGAUAUUAUGCUCAACAUUACAACGUUCGUGGAACCUUGGCUUUGCCUGUAUUUGAAACUUCAUUGCAGUCAUGUAUUGGUGUGCUAGAGUUAAUAAUGACUUCACCAAAGAUUAACUAUGCUCCUGAGGUUGAAAAAAUCUGCAAAGCUCUUGAGGCAGUAAAUUUGAGGAGUUCAGAAAUUUUGGACUAUCCAUACACUCAGAUUUGCAAUGAAGGGCGUCAAAACGCAUUAUCCGAGAUCUUGGAGAUAUUGACAGUGGUGUGUGAAACUCAUAAUUUACCUCUUGCACAAACAUGGGUUCCAUGUAGGCAUAGGAGUAUUUUGGCACAUGGUGGUGGUUUAAAGAAAAGUUGUUCUAGUUUUGAUGGUAGUUGCAUGGGACAAGUUUGCAUGUCUACAACCGAGGUAGCAUUAUAUAUCAUAGAUCCUCAUUUAUGGGGAUUCAGAGAGGCUUGUGUUGAGCACCACUUACAACAAGGUCAAGGUGUUGCUGGAAGAGCUUUUUUGUCACAAAACAUGAGCUUCUGCACAAACAUUACUCAAUUUUGCAAAACAGAUUACCCUUUGGUUCAUUAUGCUCUCAUGUUUGGGUUAACAAGCUGUUUUUCGAUUUGCUUGCGGAGCUCUCACACGGGAAACGACUAUUAUGUGUUAGAGUUUUUCCUGCCUCCUAAUAUUACAGAAUUUCAUGAACAGAAGACACUCUUGGGAUCCAUAUUGGCAAUAAUGAAACAGCAUUUUCAGAGUCUUAAGAUUGCUGCAGGUGUUGAACUUGGCGAAGAUGGUUCGAUUGAAAUUAUUGAAGCAAUGGAUGAAAGUGUUCAUAUUAGGAUUGAAUCUAUUCCAAUUGUUCAAUCUAUUAAAUCGCCACCAAGACCUGAUGCCUCACCAAAUAUGGAGGAGGACAAGGUACCGCAGGAUCCGUCAGAUAUUCAGGGUGAAAAUAUAGGUGGAAACAUUGAUCAGGUGUCCUUCUUAGGGAAUAAAAACGUAAAGAAACCCUCAGAGAGGAAACGUGGAAAAACCGAGAAAUCAAUUAGUCUUGAAGUUCUACAACGCUAUUUCGCAGGGAGUCUCAAAGAUGCUGCAAAGAGCCUUGGCGUUUGCCCUACGACAAUGAAGCGCAUAUGCAGGCAGCAUGGGAUAUCCCGUUGGCCAUCUCGAAAGAUCAACAAGGUUAACCGUUCCCUGUCCAAGCUCAAGCGUGUUAUUGAAUCAGUUCAAGGUGGCGAAGGAGCGUUUGAUUUGAAUUCUCUCAAUACUAAUCAACUUCCAAUUGUUAGUUCUUUCCCUGAGCCUUCUACUCCAAAUACGUCCAACCAGCAAGCCUCAUUAAGCAUUAGGCCGUCAGAGCCUCAGAUAAAAGAGAAUGGAAUCGAUGCGUCUAAAGUAUCAGAAACAAACAUAGAGGUUGUAAUGGAAGAUCAAUUGCUUGGAGGUAGGAAACGAAGUCUUGGAAAAGAAGUGAUUAUUAAUGAUAAAGGCGUGCCUGUUCAGAAGGUUAGAGCUAGGAGCGGAUCGAGCGGAGAUAGCACAAAUCCUAUUUCUCAUGACUCAUGCCAUGGUAGUCCACCAAUUGAAAGUUCAACCAUAAAAGAAAUAUUCAUUCCGUCCAACAAUGAGCAAUGUGUUGCAUUGAAGGGAUCGCCAGAGUCGAGAGUGCAGCCAACUAAUGGAUUCAACUCUGCAUCGGCUUACCGUAUGCCCGACAAUGUGAUUGCAGAACUUGAAGAGCCAUUUGGAGGAAUGCUAAUAGAGGAUGCUGGUAGUUCAAAAGACUUAAGAAAUUUGUGUCCUUCAGUAGCUGAGGCCAUUUUGGAGGAUAUGGCACCAGAACCUUGUGGGACUAAUCUUCCAGGUUCAUCAUACCUUGCUCCUAAACAGUGCAUGGAUACUAUUAAUACAUCCACGACGCCUUUUGCAGCUAGGAAAGAAAUGAAAACUGUGACUAUUAAGGCAACUUAUAGAGAAGAUAUCAUAAGGUUUAGGGUCACUUUGACUUGUGGCAUUGUGGAAUUGAAAGAAGAAAUUGCAAAAAGGUUGAAACUAGAAGUUGGUACAUUUGAUGUCAAGUACCUUGAUGAUGAUCAUGAAUGGGUUUUGAUAGCAUGUGAUGCAGACCUGCAGGAGUGCAUUGAUGUUACAAGAUCAUCAGGAGGAAGCAACAUAAUUCGGGUUUUGGUGCACGACAUUACGUCGAAUCUUGGAAGCGCCUAUGAGAGUUCAGGGGAGUGAUGUAUGUACAUACAGGUUCAGUUUGUAAUGUAUUGUUUAGAUCCUUGUGGUCAUUAGGAAGAUGGGUAAAAAAAAUUGAUUUUGGUUAAGAUAUGCUCAAAUUGUAAGAAGUUUGAGAUAAGAUAAAAGAAUUUUCACUCUAUUUAAUAUUUGGUAUCACUCAGAAGUAUAGAAUUGUUCAAAUUGUGGGAAUUUUUUCACACAUAAAAACAUUAUUAAAUUUAUAGAA
Cicer arietinum (chickpea) is the source of this 3296-nucleotide messenger RNA. RefSeq names its product protein NLP6. The record is from RefSeq and is a predicted model, not a curated record. Gene Ontology annotation, molecular function: protein binding; DNA-binding transcription factor activity. Lineage: Eukaryota; Viridiplantae; Streptophyta; Magnoliopsida; Fabales; Fabaceae.